Molecule: messenger RNA, 1185 nt
Organism: Camellia sinensis
Lineage: Eukaryota; Viridiplantae; Streptophyta; Magnoliopsida; Ericales; Theaceae
Source: RefSeq, a predicted model, not a curated record
AGUCAAAACACUUCACCAUUCGCAUCGCACGCCUCUUGUUCUUCUCUCCUUCUCAGAUCGUCUUCGCUCCGCUCCACCGCUGCUGUGGACGCCGCGUAAAACUCCUUCUAGCGUCGGCCAUCGACAUCGCCACCGACUUCCCUCUACCAGGUCGUCUUCCUCGGUUGAUCUACACAAUCAUAAUGGUUGAGGUAGAGCAAGAGGCAAAUAAAACCACUCUGCUAGAGGAAGCAAACCCGAAAUCCAGCGAUGAAAGGACAGAAAAUAGGAAGAAGAAAAGGAAGAGACAGUUAUUAAAGGAAGCUGCAAUGGCCGACAAACGUGGGGUUUGCUACUUAAGUCGGAUUCCUCCACACAUGGAUCCUUUGAAGCUACGACAGAUUCUCUCUCAGUAUGGAGAAAUUCAAAGAAUUUACCUUACACCUGAAGAUCCUGUGGCUCAGGUGCAUCGUAAACGAGCUGGUGGAUUUCGAGGAGUAGAAUUUUCGGAAGGGUGGGUUGAAUUUUCUAAAAGAAGUAUCGCCAAGAGGGUUGCAAAGAUGUUAAAUGGUGAACAAAUAGGUGGGAGGAAGAGGUCAGCGUUCUUUUAUGAUCUUUGGAAUAUCAAGUACUUGAGUAAAUUCAAAUGGGAUGAUCUUACUGAGGAGAUUGCUUACAAGAAUGCUAUUCGGGAGCAGAAAAUGGCAUUAGAAAUUUCUGCUGCCAAGAGGGAGAGGGAUUUCUAUCUCUCUAAAGUUGAUCAGUCUCGUGCUUUGAUUUCUAUAGAAGAAAGAAUGAAGAAGAAGCGAAAGCUCCAACAAGAGUCAGGGAUGACUUCUGAGCUACCACAAGAAAAACAGGCACCAAAGGUCAUUCGGCAAUUCCCACAAACAAAGCCAGUUAGUGCUGGACAAAGCAAGCCUAGGCUCUCAAGAGACAUUCUGGCUGGAGUGUUUGGUGGUUCUUGAAGUUUGAUAUUGAGGUCAAAUUACCUCAUGGUUUGAUUUCUUUGCUUAUUGGUUGCUUCUGUGAGAAAGAUAAUUGUUUAUUUUAUCUCUAGAACUUAUAUGUAGCUUGAUUAGUCAAUUGAUAAUUUACUUGUACCAUCUGAAUUAUGAAACAACAAUUUCUGAAAGGACAAUGCAGUGCUUCAACUAGUUGUACUGUACAAUUGAUUAAUGCACUGGAAUCAAUGAUCAUAUAUCA